This is a messenger RNA of Exophiala xenobiotica, 456 nucleotides long. RefSeq lists its product as uncharacterized. The transcript has 3 exons. The coding region runs from base 1 to 456 and encodes 151 amino acids. Lineage: Eukaryota; Fungi; Ascomycota; Eurotiomycetes; Chaetothyriales; Herpotrichiellaceae. The record is from RefSeq and is a predicted model, not a curated record.
AUGGCCUUCUUCGACCCCAAACACAAACUCAAGGUCCACAUCCUCCAGAUUAUCCUGAUCCAUGUUGUCCUGGGCCCCUCCGUGCCGCGGCUAUUCAUGAAAGGCCAACCAAGAAGCCGCGCAAACACAAUCGCUUUGGGCAUGGGGGGCAAAUCCAUGAUCAUCAUAUCCUACCAGAUCUUGACAGAGCACUUCGCCAGGUUUCACAAGUGGAGGAGCAUCGAGGCUUAUGCCAUUCUCAACGGCUUGGAAGUCAUCUUCUGGGCCGCCGUCGUGUUCCUGGUCAUUCAGGCAAACAUACAGGUCUGCGUUGGCAUCGGCUGCACCCUGAGUUUGAUCUGGGUCGGGGUGUCAGUCGUCAUAACCAUCGUUGCCGUAUACAUGGCGAUCAUCUCGUAUGUCCAGUUCCGAGUGUCCCGAAUGCACAAGGAGACCCCAAGGCGCGGAGGGUCCUGA